Penicillium maclennaniae is the source of this 195-nucleotide messenger RNA. RefSeq lists its product as uncharacterized. The transcript has a single exon. Bases 1 to 195 code for a protein of 64 amino acids. Lineage: Eukaryota; Fungi; Ascomycota; Eurotiomycetes; Eurotiales; Aspergillaceae. The record is from RefSeq and is a predicted model, not a curated record.
AUGCAGCGUCAGCCUCCGACAAGACCUCUGGCUUUCGCCCGCGAUAACUCGAGACAACACGAAAAGGAGAGUCAGUACACGUACUUUCAGGGAUUCAUCAACUCAAUCGGCAAUGGACAGACCGUGGAGCGAUGGUUGGAUGAUUUUGACGUGAUCUUCUCAAACUCGCAGGAGCACAUCAUGAUCUCGUCUUGA